Molecule: messenger RNA, 3483 nt
Organism: Notolabrus celidotus (New Zealand spotty)
Lineage: Eukaryota; Metazoa; Chordata; Actinopteri; Labriformes; Labridae
Gene: kif17
Product: kinesin family member 17
Exons: 14
Coding region: 618-3095 (825 amino acids)
Biological process (GO): microtubule-based movement
Molecular function (GO): ATP binding; microtubule binding; microtubule motor activity
Source: RefSeq, a predicted model, not a curated record
AACAUGGGCAUGCUCCCUAGCUAGCAUCUUAGCUUUGUUAGCAUUAGCUUGAGAAAGAUGGCGUCAUUACAUCAUCCUGAAUAGGUGUUCAUUUUUUUUCUUGCUUAAAGAAAUGGAAACAUUUGGCACAAGUUUAGCCAAACAUUUUUCAACAUUUAUUGAAUAUAAUUUGUCAUUGAAUGUUCUUGGUGCUUGCUAACUGAUCCAAAAUGGCCGCCGCUGGGUCGCUGUUACCGGCCCUCCUUCAGCGGUUGUUGAUUGUUGCUAGGCAACUUCUGAACGUAGUGGAAAGGAGAGCAGAAUGGUAGGGACCUGUAGCGAUACCUGACGAGGAGAAGCACCUGGUCUGGGAAUAUUUUUACCUCCAAUCAACUUACAUUUAUUUUCAGUUCCUUUGAAGUUCGACCUGAUGUUUGAUUUCCUCCUAUCGCUUCUCUCUGUGGACUUUAAAUGGGGAUGUGAGUUAGCUGGUCUGCAAGUUCGACCAUGAAUGGAGGUAACGAAGAUACUUCUCUGAAUCACCUCUCAGAAACACAUUUAUAACACCCACUUUAAUAUUUUACCCUUUAUUUAAAAUGUUUUUAAUGCACUGACUGUCUCUGAGCGACUGCUGAGCCAUGGGGUCAGAGUCAGUGAAGGUGGUGGUCAGGUGUAGGCCCCUGAAUGACAGGGAGAAGGCCCUCAGCUGCAAGAUGGUCCUGUUCAUGGACCUGCACCGCUGCCAGUGCUUCAUAGAGAAACCAGGAGCUGUGGACGAGCCGGCCAAGCAGUUCACCUUUGAUGGGACCUACUUCCUGGAUCAAAACACUGAGGAAAUGUACAACGAGAUUGCUUAUCCUCUGGUUGAGGGUGUCACAGAGGGAUACAACGGCACAAUUUUUGCCUAUGGACAAACAGGAAGCGGGAAAUCUUUCACCAUGCAGGGUGUUCCAGAGCCUGCAGGCCAGAGGGGAGUUAUCCCUAGAGCAUUUGAGCACAUAUUUGAGAGCAUUCAGUGUGCAGAAAAUACAAAAUUCCUGGUGAGGGCCUCCUACCUCGAAAUAUACAAUGAAGAAAUCCGAGACCUUUUGGGAAGUGACACCAAACAGAGACUGGAGCUGAAAGAGCAUCCAGAGCGUGGGGUGUAUGUUCGGGACCUCUCCAUGCACACUGUGCACAGCGUGGGCGAGUGCGAGAGGAUCAUCGAGCAGGGCUGGAGGAACCGUGCAGUGGGCUACACACUGAUGAACAAAGACUCCUCCCGCUCACACUCCAUCUUCAGCAUCCACCUGGAGAUCUGCAGCAUGGAUUCAGCUGGCCAGGACCACCUACGAGCCGGUAAACUCAACCUGGUGGACCUUGCCGGAAGUGAGCGUCAGUCAAAAACCGGUGCCACAGGUGAGCGACUCCGCGAGGCCACCAAGAUCAACCUCUCCCUCUCUGCGCUGGGGAAUGUCAUCUCUGCGCUGGUGGAUGGACGCUCCAAGUACAUCCCGUACCGAGACUCCAAGCUGACCCGGCUGCUGCAGGACUCUCUGGGAGGAAACACCCGUACUCUGAUGAUCGCCUGUCUGUCACCUGCAGACAACAACUACGAAGAGAGCCUGAGCACACUGCGCUAUGCCAACCGAGCCAAGAGCAUCCAGAACAGACCUUGCAUCAACGAGGACCCCAAGGAUGCUCUGCUCAGAGAAUAUCAGGAGGAGAUUAAAAAGCUGCGGGCCUUCGUGUCAGGACAGCUGGGCACUGCUGACCUUGAAUCUCUUCUGGCUGGUCAGCCGUGUGAUAAAUCCCCAGCGGUUCCUUCAAGGCCGCAGUCCAGCACAUCAGAAGCAGAAAAAGAGAAGAUUAAAGAGGAGUACGAGGAGAGGCUGGCCAAGCUGCAGGCUGAGUACAAUGCAGAGCAGGAAUCCAAGGCCAAGCUGCAGGAGGACAUUACUGCCCUGCGCUCCUCGUUUGAAUCCAAGCUGUGUAGCCUGGAGAAGAUCAAGGCCAGCAGGGGGAGCUCUGUCCUAAAGAAUGAAAAACAAACAGCCACCAAAAAAGAAGAAUCAUAUAUGACACAUGUGGCUGAGGAAGAGCUCGACCACAGCACUGAUACCCUGAGGUUAAGUGCUGAUGGAGAGACUGCCUUUGCAGAGCAGGUUGUACCUUGUGCAGCAGUCACUGUCCAGAAGAGUCCAGAUGGAGAGAGGCUCAUUGACUCACCUGACAUCACGGCUGCAGAGCCGCUGGAUCAGAAACACGUCCUGGAAAGACUGCAGCAGCUGGAGCAGGAGGUGGUGGGAGGCGAGCAGGUCAGGAACAAGGAGCUGCAGCAGAGACACCGGCAGAGGAAGAGCCUCGCUGACCAGAGGAAAGUGCAUCUUAUCCGUGCUCUGUCGGAGAACGGCGAGGACAGUGAAAACGUCCUGCUGAAGGUCUACAACUCCAUCCAGGAGGAGGUGCACGCAAAAAGCCAAAUGCUGAUCAAGGUCCAAGGAAAGCUGAAAGCAGCCAAACUGGAGAUCCGUGACCUGCAGGCAGAGUUUGAGGUGGAGAGGAACGACUACCUGGCAACCAUCCGGCGUCUGGAGAGGGAGGGUCAGUUGCUCCACGGCCUGCUGGAGCGGAUGGUGCCCCUGGUGCGUCGAGACUGCAACUACAGCAACCUGGACCGCUUGAAGAAGGAAGCCGUGUGGGAUGAGGACAGCGCCACCUGGAGGCUCCCUGAUGUGAUGGUGCAGAAAACAACCCUGCCUUCAGUGGCUCCAAAACCUGCAGCCCGCAGAGGUUCAUCUGCUGAUUUCGGAGAGCCAGUUAUGGUGGAAGAGGACAGAUAUAAGGAAAUGCUGAGCCGCAGCGACAGUGAAAACAUUGCCAGCAGCUAUUUCAAGUCAAAGAGAGCGAGUCAGCUGCUGGGAGGUGACACUACCAAGGUUCACGCCGUCCGCUCCCCUCCCCUGGUAAAUGGAGCAGCCCACCUCACUGUGAGCGGUUCCACUUUGAACUCGCCUGUCAGCUCUGACUCCGUCCUGCCGCGGCCUUUCCGUCUCGAGUCGUUGGGCGUCACCGCGCUCAGCGGUAAGGUGAAGCGCAAAAAAAGCAAAUCUCACAUCAACAGUGAGGGAAACUGAAGAUUGUAGAUCCCCACUCAAGUACAUCUCACGUUAAGUCCACUUCAAAGAUUUUAUACACUCCUAUUGAUCACAUAAUGUUCAGGGUAAGUUAUUGAACAGCUUUUUAAUUGCUUUUAUCACUAGACAUUUAAUCACUGGUGGUCAUUAUGAGUCCUGCUGUGUUCCUGAAUGCUACCUACAGUAUGAUGCUACCCUUGAUUGUUUUGCACUGUCUCUAAAAAAUUGUGAUUCCUGCACUGUGCGACUCAAAGUCCAGCUACUUUAAUAUUUAACUCUUAACAUGUUCCACUGAUUAUAAAGCCGAGCUUUGACCUGCUGAUUGUUUAACAUUUUAAAAAUCUUGACCUGCUACUAAACAAAAAUAAAAAACACAUUUUUCAAUCCA